AUCAAAUAAAAGCAUCCAUAUAUCUUACCAUCCAUACCUCCUCAAAACAAAACAAAACGAAAAACAGAUAAAAAAUUAUCACACUUAGCCAUAUUUUGAUCAGGAGAUGGAGAUGGAAGCAAUGAUCGGCACCGGCACGGGAGAAGAGCAGAUACCGCCGGGAGUGCCGAUGUCGAUGGAGCAACACAUGCUCGACAAAGGUGCACAGAUGAUGCAGUCUUUGAAGCCCAUCAAGGAAAUGAGCCAGCAUGUUUGUACUUUUGCUUUGUAUAGUGAUGAUAUGAGUCGCCAGAUCGAGACUCAUCACUAUGUGACUCGACUCAACGAGGACUUUCUUCAGUGUGCUGUCUAUGAUUCCGAUGACUCUCAUGGCCGUCUCAUCGGCGUGGAGUAUAUAGUAUCGGAUAAGAUCUUUGAGAAUCUGCCUCCGGAUGAGCAGAAGCUCUGGCACACACAUGCCUAUGAGAUCAAGUCAGGCCUGUGGAUGAAUCCUCGAGUUCCGGAAUUGUUGAUGAAACCCGAACUAGAAAAUCUUACCAAGACCUAUGGCAAGUUUUGGUGUACAUGGCAAACCGAUAGAGGUGAUAGGCUACCGAUGGGGGCACCAGCACUGAUGAUGUCGCCGCAAGCGGUGAACUUAGGGAUGGUGAAGGCCGAGCUUUUAAAGAAGAGGGAUGACAAGUACAACGUGUCAAGCGACGCUCUCAAGACUUCGAGGGUGGAGCUCCCCGAGCCGGAGUGGCUCAAUCCGCAAGCGGACUACUGGAAGCAGCACGGGAAAGGAUUCAAGAUCGACGUCGAGACUACUGAUAUUAAACGGAGGGAAGGCGUGGCCUUUCCGUGAAUUACUAUAUAUGAGCUUCAUGAACGAGAGUCUCUUUAGUGUGUAUUAAGUGUAAUUUUAUGUGUUUACUUAGGUCGUGUAA
Molecule: messenger RNA, 926 nt
Organism: Daucus carota subsp. sativus
Lineage: Eukaryota; Viridiplantae; Streptophyta; Magnoliopsida; Apiales; Apiaceae
Product: oil body-associated protein 2C
Exons: 4
Coding region: 107-844 (245 amino acids)
Source: RefSeq, a predicted model, not a curated record